Molecule: messenger RNA, 2166 nt
Organism: Cadophora gregata
Lineage: Eukaryota; Fungi; Ascomycota; Leotiomycetes; Helotiales; Ploettnerulaceae
Gene: FRS2
Product: Phenylalanyl-tRNA synthetase, beta subunit, cytoplasmic
Exons: 4
Coding region: 1-1548 (515 amino acids)
Biological process (GO): phenylalanyl-tRNA aminoacylation
Cellular component (GO): cytoplasm; cytosol; phenylalanine-tRNA ligase complex
Molecular function (GO): ATP binding; tRNA binding; phenylalanine-tRNA ligase activity
Source: RefSeq, a predicted model, not a curated record
AUGGCGAGCGGUCAACAUACCCAGCAGGGCGAUUUGCCUUCCGAGGUACUCCAAGCACUAUCCAAAAAUGAACCCCUCCUGUCCUCCGACGCCUUUCCUUCACAAAAAUCGGCGGAUGUCAAGAGUGCAUUAGACAGGCUGGCAUCGCGUUCUAUGGUGACAUACGAGACAAUUGAUAGAGAAGAAGCUAUUUUAGAGCCGGAAGCAGUCGAGAUUGAGGCCAAUGGAAGUCAUGAAGCUCGAGUUUUCGAGGCAGUGCGACAGGCUGUUGCAGGUCUCACUGUUUCGGAACUUGAGGCCGCUGUUGGAGACCGGAAUGUUGUGAAGGUUGGACAAGGCAAGGCUUUCAAGUCAAAGUGGAUUACGAAGGGCGAGGGCGGACGUUUCGUUACAUCUACCGACUCAAUACAAGACACAACCCGCGAGCAGCUUCAAAUUAUACAACAGACGCGCACACAUCCUGAACCGAAGGUUAUCACAGACUUGAAGAAGCGGAAGCUCAUCAAGAUGCAAAAGGUCAUUGCGUAUAAGAUUCACAAGGGUCCCAAGUUUGCGCUUGAGAUCCUCAAAGAGGAGACCGAUCUGACUGCUGAUAUGCUUGCGUCUGGUGCAUGGAAAACCGCCGCUUUCAAGCCAUACAACUUCAAGUCUCUCGGGGCAGAUCAAAAUGCUGGAGCACUUCAUCCCUUGAACAAAGUCCGGCACGAGUUCCGUCAGAUAUUCUUUGAGAUGGGUUUCGAAGAGAUGCCAACCAAUCGCUAUGUUGAGACCGGGUUCUGGAACUUUGACGCCCUAUUUGUCCCACAGCAACAUCCUGCGCGCGAUCUGCAAGAUACCUUCUACAUUUCAGAUCCAAAGGUCGCAAACAAGCCACAUGCGGAGACGGAAUAUGACAAGGCUGACUAUGAAGCAUACUGGAAGAACGUUCAAGAGGUUCACCAGGAUGGCAAAUACGGUUCCAUUGGUUAUAGAUAUCCAUGGGCCGAAGACGAGUCUCUCCGCUUGGUUCUAAGAACUCACACGACGGCUAUCUCAACUGCGAUGCUUCACAAAUUAGCUUCACAGAAGGGCCCUGAUGGAAGACCACCCCCAGCUCGAUACUUUUCAAUUGAUCGCGUCUUCCGCAAUGAGACAGUUGAUGCCACCCAUCUUGCGGAGUUCCAUCAAGUCGAAGGUGUCAUUGCUGAUUACGGCCUCUCUCUUGGGGGACUCAUGGAAUUCAUGGAGAUCUUCUUCAACAAAAUGGGAAUCGAAGAUCUUCGUUUCAAGCCAGCGUACAACCCAUACACCGAGCCAAGUAUGGAAAUCUUUAGCUUCCACAAGGGGCUGAACAAAUUGGUAGAAAUUGGCAACAGUGGUAUGUUCAGACCAGAAAUGUUGGAGGCGAUGGGGCUGCCGAAAGAUAUGCGGGUUUUCGGCUGGGGACUCUCCCUGGAGCGGCCAACUAUGAUCAAGUACAAGGUGAACAACAUUCGAGAAUUGCUUGGACACAAAGUAGAUUUGUCCUUCAUCGAGCGCAAUCCUGCCGUCAGGCUAGAGAAGACAUAGAUUAUGGGAGGUCACCAUAUGAAGCGUUGCAGAAUCCCACAAAAAUACCCCACGGUCCCACGUUCCGAUUGGUGCCACACGUUGUGUCUAGUAUCUGCUUUUUCCGUACUCCGUAACUUGACGUGCGGAGAGUAUUACCAAGUGGGCAUGUGAAGAGUAUUUCCGCUUCCUCAAUGCUAGAGCUGAUGUUACUGUGGAUCUGGAAAAGUGGAUACUGACUCUGCAGCUCAAGGAGGCAAAAGAGAUUGCUACAAUGGCAUCCAUUUGUCUUGAGUGCUGAUCUAGUAGUAUCCAUUUUGAGAUGAGAUGGUCGUUGUUUGAAACAUCAGGGAACACUGGCUGUUGUCCUUGUCCCAACAAUUGAAGUGAGCUCAAGCGAUGAGCAAGUAAACAGAGCAAUCGCGUAUGUCCUUUUCGGAAUUGUGCCUGAGAUUUGUAGGCCUGCCAAUGCAUCAUGGCGCCUCCGAUGAGCCCAUGAGCCCAUGCACUUAUGAUAUCAUUGGACGGUCGAAAUCAUUCACUUCCCUGUACUGUAGUGAUUGGGCUGAAGCCCCCCGCAGUACACACCUUAUGCAGACUGUAUGCAAAUGCAGGCAGCAGAAAAAAUGCGAAGCUCCC